Adineta ricciae is the source of this 3057-nucleotide messenger RNA. Lineage: Eukaryota; Metazoa; Rotifera; Eurotatoria; Adinetida; Adinetidae. The record is from the annotation of a GenBank genome assembly.
AUGUCAACCAGUGAUCAGCAGUCGCAAGUGUUAAAUAAGAAACAACGACGUAAACUUGCGCGAGCUCAUAUAGCGCAACCUACUCAACAGUCGGAUACUGGACACGAAAUACUCGAUGUCAAGCAAGCUGACAGUAAUCAUGCUCCACCAGAAUUGAGUGUACCCUUGAAGAUUGUUAGCAUACCAAAGGAUAAUUCUGACGAUGACAUCAAACCAAUUGAGGAUACUAUCUUACCAACACCCCCUACGUCUGAUAUAGAUACCAGUCGAUCAACCCCAACGAUAGUACCGAUCGAUAUUGAGAAGAUCAAUGACGUUUCUAAUGAAGAUAUAGAGCCUUGUUCACCAAGUCAAACGCCGCGACGUCGGAAUAAACGUUUUCCCAUUACAUCGGCCAUCCCAUUAUUACCACCCAUCGAGCAGAAACAUGGACCGCCAGUGAAGCCAAGCCCUGGUAAAAUAGGCACACCGAUAGAAGCUUAUACAAAUCAUUUUCCUGUUCAAGUGGCCCCUAAUAUGAUGCUUUAUCAAUACGAUGCUGUUGUCGAAAAAUUGAGUUUUCAAUCGCUGAGCAAAUGGGAGGAGGUAAUGAGCCGUGAUCAACGUCGACGAUUCGUACAACAAUUGGCUGAGAACAAAGCGUAUGACGAGGGCAAAUGUUUGUAUAGUACGCAGAAACUGCCCCAACGUCAAUUUCCAAGAAUUUAUACUCUACCAGCGGAUAAUCAAAAUAAGCUUCGUUUCUCUAUUCAAAAUUUAGCUGGUCAAUGGUCAACAUCGACAAUAUUUGAUUAUAUUAGUGCUCCUGAUAACGAUGCUCCUAUGUGUGCUAUCCGUAUUCUCGAAACACUACUGAAGCAAGCACUCCUACCUGUCACCCAUUGUGAAGGUUCAUUAUUCUAUCGAGAUCGACCGGAACCCGACAAACGUCUACCCGAUGGUUUUGAGUUACGUUUGGGAUUCUUCCAAGCUCUGUAUCUAACCCAGGCAGGACUUACGCUCAAUUUACAAACGACAUUGACUAAAUUCUACCCUGACAUGGAGAUAAUUGACUUCCUGUCGGUUCAUUUAAGAAAAGAUAUUCGGAAAUAUGGCAUGAUAAGUAAUGAUUAUGAGAAAGCUAGACUAGUACUAAAUGGAUGUAAGAUCACGACGAGACAAUCAAACUACACUCAGAUUUAUCAAGUUCGAAGUUUUUCUGACAUACCCGAACGGCAAACGUUUACCUUUGUAAAAGAAACCGUUGACAAAGGACGACCGACGUCUUCGACAACGCAGUAUAAUCUUAUACAAUACUAUGAGAAGGAGAAAAACAUCAAAAUUGACUAUCCCAAACUGCGAUGUUUACGAUGUUAUUUUCUACACGAACGAAACGAUCCAAAAGAUCUGCCCAUGGAAUUAUGUCGAAUACUCCAGUGGCAAGAAUGUGAACGUGAAUCCGCUAGCGAACAGCGCGAUCGUCAGAAUCUUACGAUCCCAUCACCUGAUCAGAGGUACAAAGACAUCAUGUCGUCACUUCGAUCAUGCAAUUAUACUUCACCUCCCAAACUACCACUUUGUAAAGCUGUUCAACUGAGUGUUGACGAUCGCGAGAUGAAACUAAUCAAAGCACGUGUUCUUCCACCACCUGUGAUCAAUAACAAUCAAGCAGAUAUCAAUAUGGGUCGUAUCAACCUACGUGGACGCUUUUUUGAACCGUAUAAAUUAAGAUCCGUUGCAUUUGUUUAUUUUGGUCGACUACCACUAACCCCUCAGAAAAAGAGUCUAAUGGACAAAUUUGUGGUAUCCUUUCAGAAAAUCGCCGACCUAUUUCGUUUAGGUCCUAUUCAAACGGGCAAAAAGGACGUUGUCAGCAUAUCGGAGAAUGAAGCAGAUCGUGAACUGAAUUUCAAUAACAUCGAGGCAUGUUUCAACAUCAGAAAACAACAAAAGUGUGAACUGAUAGUUUGUAUUAUGGACAGUAAUUGGAAUGAAUUACGACCGACAAUAAAAUUGAAAGGAACAGUUCAUCACGGUAUCACUACUCAAUGUCUGAUGUACUGCAAACUUGAUGAACAAAUGGAACGAUUUGCUCGUACGCAACGUGGUAGUGCCGAUCGUGUUUUAGAUAAUAUGUGUGAAAAUCUACUACGAAAAAUAAAUUUCAAAAUGCAAGGAAUUAAUACAAAAGUCAGUUUACCGAUCACAACUGCGAGUAAUAAUACCACAUCUGCCAAAUCGAAAGCAAUCGACGAUGCCUGGCAAUUUAUGGGUGCCGAUGUGAUACAUCCAGUUUGUCGACAGGACAAACCAUCCAUUGCAGCUGUUGUUGGUUCAGGUGAUUCGUUAUGUUCGACUAGCGCCGUUCGAAUUUGUAAACAAUGGCCACGAAGUGGCAAAUGUGCCAUCGAAGCUAUUGUCGAUUUGCAACAAAUGGUUGCCGAACUACUGGAAUACUAUCGAGGCGGAAAUAAAAAUCGACUACCAAACAAAAUUGUCUUCUAUCGAGAUGGUGUCGAUGAUGGACAAUUCGCACGUGUGCUCAAUUUUGAAAUUCCACAAUUGAAAGAAGCUUUCCGAGAGGUUUAUCGAAAUGAGCCACUCCCAUUGUUAACAUUUAUUGUUGUCAAAAAACGUCACCAUACGCGAUUUUUUACUCUAAACGAUCGAAAUCAAACGGCAAAUAUUCCUCCAGGAUUUGUCGUCGAUACAGAUAUUGUUCAUCCAGGUCAAUUUAGUUUCUUUCUUAAUUCUCACAAAGCUUUACAAGGCACCAACCGUCCUGCCCUUUACCACGUUCUCUACGACGAAAUUCAAUUUACUGCUGAUGAACUUCAACUCUUAACUUAUUAUCUAUGCUUCACUGAUCCGCGUUCAUCGAUGAGUGAAGCCAUUCCAUCUCUAGUUCACCAAGCUGAUCUAGCAGCAAGCAAUGCACGUGAUCUUUUCGCUGAUAGAGAUAACUCAACCACUGAUGGUUACGCAGCCGAUGCUCUUGAAAAUCCAUCGCUCGGUGAUAUUGUUACUGAACAUUUGUGUGUACAUGAAGAUAUGCGUGAUAGACCUCAUUUUGGUUAA